Molecule: messenger RNA, 2734 nt
Organism: Leptopilina heterotoma
Lineage: Eukaryota; Metazoa; Arthropoda; Insecta; Hymenoptera; Figitidae
Gene: hay
Product: general transcription and DNA repair factor IIH helicase subunit XPB
Exons: 16
Coding region: 238-2619 (793 amino acids)
Biological process (GO): nucleotide-excision repair; transcription initiation at RNA polymerase II promoter
Cellular component (GO): transcription factor TFIIH holo complex; transcription preinitiation complex; nucleotide-excision repair factor 3 complex
Molecular function (GO): DNA binding; hydrolase activity; ATP binding
Source: RefSeq, a predicted model, not a curated record
GAAUGACAACGGCCUACUUUGUUUGUCACGGUUUACACUCAGCAAUUUACAGUUAUAUUAAAUGUGCAAUGUUUACGAAAUGGAAAGGAUGGAAAGUAACAAUAUCUUACGUGAUUGUAAAUUGCAACAAAAGUAAUUAAAAACUGGUAUUUGGAGACAAUUAUUUACUAAAUAUGUUUCAAGUGUAAUAAUAAAUUUAGCCAAAGAAAUCGGUUUUGUUUCUUAACAUCAAAAAUAAUGGGACCACCGAAAAGAUUCAAGAAAGACACAUCAGAUAAACGUUUUGUUAAAAAAACUAAGGAUGAUUAUGAGGAUUAUAUCGAAGAGGAAACCGCUGAUGGGGAACCAGAGGGAAUUCCCACAGCAGCCUCUGUUGAUAUUGAAAAAAGUGGAACAAUUACAGAAGAUGAAUUUGGAGCAAAAGAUUAUCGUGCACUAAUGAGUUUAAAAACAGAUCAUGAAUCCAGAGCUCUAUGGGUCGCACCAAAUGGACAUAUCUUUUUAGAAUCAUUUUCACCAGUUUAUAAACAAGCUCAAGAUUUUUUAGUCGCAAUCGCCGAACCCGUAUCACGUCCUAAAUACAUUCACGAGUACAAAUUGACAGCUUACUCUCUAUAUGCAGCUGUUAGUGUUGGUCUUCAAACACACGAUAUAAUUGAAUAUCUUGAUAAACUGAGCAAAACAAGUAUUCCCAAUGGAAUUGUUGAAUUUAUCAAAAUGUGUACUUUGUCUUACGGAAAGGUCAAACUGGUUUUGAAGCAUAACAAAUAUUUUAUAGAAUCCGCAUUUCCAGAAGUUUUACAAACGUUACUAAAAGAUCGAACUAUUCAAGACUGCAGAAUCACGCGUAGUGUUGAUGAAGUUGAUAAAGAUGGAUUAAUUACUUGUAUUCAAGAGAAAUCCGAAGCCCUACAGUUUGGAUCGAAGCCAACUACAGCAGCAGCAACGGCAGCAACAGCAACAACGACAACAACAACUGAGACUUCCAGUUCUAGUAAAACAAUUCCGGAUGAAAUAGCAACUGUUUAUGAGAAAAUUGAUAAGGAAGAUGAGGACGAGGAGGAAGAGCAGCAAUUGAAAACUAUAAGUUUUGAAGUUAACCAAGAAAAAAUUGAAGUGAUACAGAAAAGAUGUAUAGAAUUAGAUCAUCCAUUAUUAGCCGAAUACGAUUUUAGAAAUGAUACAGUUAAUCCAAACAUAAACAUCGAUCUGAAACCUUCAGCAGUUUUGAGGCCAUAUCAAGAGAAGAGUUUGCGGAAAAUGUUUGGAAAUGGUCGAGCAAGAUCCGGAGUAAUUGUCCUGCCUUGCGGUGCGGGUAAAAGUUUAGUUGGAGUCACCGCUUGUUGUACAGUCAGAAAGCGAGCCUUGGUCCUUUGUAAUUCUGGUGUUUCCGUCGAACAAUGGAAGCAACAGUUUAAAAUGUGGUCCACUGCUGACGAUUCAAUGAUAUGUCGAUUCACAAGCGAAGCAAAAGAUAAACCAAUGGGUUGUGGAAUUUUAAUCACCACAUAUUCUAUGAUUACGCAUACUCAAAAGCGUUCAUGGGAAGCUGAACAAACGAUGAAGUGGCUUCAAGAUCAAGAAUGGGGAAUAAUGGUUUUAGAUGAGGUACACUCGAUACCUGCGAAAAUGUUCAGAAGAGUAUUAACGAUAGUUCAAUCGCAUUGCAAAUUGGGAUUGACUGCCACAUUGUUGCGUGAGGAUGAUAAAAUUGCAGACCUUAAUUUUUUAAUUGGCCCUAAACUGUACGAGGCUAAUUGGUUGGAAUUGCAAAAGCGAGGAUUUAUAGCAAGAGUUCAAUGCGCCGAGGUUUGGUGUCCAAUGACUGCGGAAUUUUAUAGAGAAUACCUCAAUUGUAAAAUGAGUAGAAAAUUGUUAUUGUACGUAAUGAAUCCGAAUAAAUUUCGAUACUGUCAAUAUCUCAUUCGAUAUCACGAGAGGCGUGGAGAUAAGACAAUUGUCUUCUCGGACAAUGUUUUUGCUUUGAAGCAUUACGCUAAGGAAAUGCAGAGACCUUUUAUUUACGGUCCAACGAGUCAGAGUGAAAGAAUACAAAUUCUUCAGAACUUCAAGUAUAAUAUAAAAGUGAACACAAUAUUUGUGAGUAAAGUCGCUGACACGUCUUUUGAUUUACCAGAAGCUAAUGUUUUGAUUCAAAUAUCGUCACACGGUGGAUCGAGACGUCAGGAAGCUCAACGAUUGGGAAGAAUUUUACGUGCCAAAAAAGGAGCAAUUGCUGAAGACUAUAAUGCCUUCUUUUACACUUUGGUUUCUCAAGAUACAUUCGAAAUGGAUUAUUCCAGAAGACGACAACAAUUUUUAGUAAAUCAGGGUUACGCUUAUAAAGUCAUCACCAAAUUAGCUGGAAUGGAUGAGGAAUCGGAUUUAUUUUACAAAACACGAGAGGAACAAAUACAAUUGCUGCAAAAAGUUUUAUCAGCCAGUGAUAUGGAUGCUGAUGAAGAAAGAAUUCCAGGAGAGGGUGGACGUUCCAUUGUUCGCAAAGCUGGAAAUAUGGCGUCAACUUCUGGAGCGGACGAUGCUGUUUAUUACGAAUACAAAAAAUUGAAUGCUAACGCACAAAGCAAACAUCCUCUAUUUAAAAAAUACAGGAACUAAAUCGUACAAUUCGGAUUUUGUAAGUUUUGUUUCACGCCCUAUUUAGUUAAUAAUUAUAUAAUUUUUUCAUCAAAAAAGUAAUUUAUUAUUAAGAAAUAUAUAAUUCGUAAGUUUA